GCAGGCCACAGGUCCGGGCAGAGCCCCCCGGCGUCUGCUCGCUUCGCGGAGCGGAGGCUGAGGCUCGGCGCUUCCAGCAGCCGGGCAGGCGCCGAGGGCUGCGGCUGGAGCGGGCGGGACGCAGCCGGCAUCCGCGGUGUGUUCUGCGCCCCCGAGCGCUGAUCGUGGCCGGCUGAGCGAUCAGGCCUGCUCUGAGGCGAAGUAUCCACAGAAGUCUUUCUUACCUUUUGCGGCUGUGAAUUGAGGACUUUCUGAGACACGAUGUCUUAUGGAAGCGAGUGCCAACCGCAGACAUUGAGCAAACCGGCAUUUGAUGAAAAGGAAGUGACAGAAUUGGUUGACAGGGUGUUUGGAUUAAAGGUGUCCUGGAUCAGGCCUCUCCCCAGCUAUGAUGAUCAGAAUUUCCAUGUGCGUGUCUCAAGAAGCAAAGGUGAGGCUGAAGGUGCAGAUGAAUACGUCCUCAAAAUCACCAAUUCGGAAGACAGCCAGGAGCCUGAUCUCAUUGAAGCACAGACACAGGCCAUGAUAUUUCUCAGUGCUGAAGGCUUUCCUUCAGCUACACCUUAUCUUACAAAAGAUGGUAACAUCAUGUCUCUGGAGCCAAAAGGUAGCGGACCUGAGAACAAAAAGUACAUGGUCAGACUGCUGACUUACCUGCCAGGUACACCGGUAGCAAAAGUUGCUGCAAAACUUGCUACAAAUCCUCAAAUUUUCUAUGAGAUUGGUAAGCUAGCUGCCAGUUUGGAUAAAGCUCUCUCAGAGAAAUUCCAUCAUCCAUCAGUAAAAAGUCUGCAUCGAGGCCAGUUCAUUUGGAACCUGGCAAACGUCCCUCUUCUAGAUCAGUACAUUUACGCCCUGGGCCAGAACCAGUAUCGUGAACUUGUGGAACAAGUCAUUGAGCAAUUUAAAGAGAAAAUCAUACCCAAACUAAGCAGUUUUCGAGCCUGUAUCAAUCACGGAGAUCUCAAUGACCAUAAUAUUCUGGUGGACUCCCCGUCUCCUUCCCUGGGGGCUCCUCAGUACAGAGUGUCCGGCAUCCUGGAUUUCAGCGACAUGAGCUACGGCUACUACGUGUUCGAGGCGGCGAUAGCCAUGAUGUACAUGAUGAUCGAGAGCGCGGACCCGCUGCGCGUCGGGGGCCACGUCCUGGCCGGCUUCGAGCGCGUGCUGCCGCUGACGGAGGAGGAGAGGGGCGCCCUCUUCCUCCUGGUGUGCGGCAGGUUCGCGCAGUCCCUCGUCAUCGCGGCGCACACGGCCCUGGCCUACCCGGAGAACCGCGACUACCUGCUGGUCACGGCGCGCACCGGCUGGAAGCACCUGGCGCGGAUGGCCGAGGCGGGGCAGGCCGCCGUCGAGCAGCUCUGGUUUGACACUGCCCGCGCCUACGGGCCCCGCGGGGCCGCCGACUGAGGCGAGGGCUGCCCCCGCCCCCCCCGCGCGGCGCCC
Molecule: messenger RNA, 1446 nt
Organism: Oxyura jamaicensis (ruddy duck)
Lineage: Eukaryota; Metazoa; Chordata; Aves; Anseriformes; Anatidae
Gene: HYKK
Product: hydroxylysine kinase
Exons: 5
Coding region: 262-1410 (382 amino acids)
Molecular function (GO): amino acid kinase activity
Source: RefSeq, a predicted model, not a curated record